AUGAUAUCAGGGUAUAAAAUUAAAGGUAGCUUAAAUUGCUUGCAAGGUUUUAUUGAUGACAAGCUGAAUAAAAUGCUGAAGGCUACAUUGGAAGAGGAUUCUAUCUUGGUGAUGUUGAAGGCUGCAUUGGAAGAGGAUUCUAUCUCUAACUUAGCUUCAGAUGACAAGCUGAAAAAAAUGCUGGGGGAACUUGAUGCUUUGGUUAACAAAGCGUAUGAACUACUUGGAAACUUGUAUCAAAUGAUGAAAAGGUCUUCAAAACCAAGUAAGGGGAAGUAUGAACUCGAUAAAAAGACUUGGCUGAUAAAGGUAUAUUAUGUUCUUUACUCAUCGGGGGUGUACCCCAAAACCUAUGGUUUCAUUCCAAAAACACUCUGUGAAGACAAUGACCCUCUGGAUGUUCUUGUUCUCAUGAAGGAGCCAAUCCUCCUAAGAUGUUUCCUUUGUACAAAAGCUAUAGGCCUCAUGCCUAUGAUUGAUCAAGGAGAAAAGGAUGAUAAAAUAAAUAUUGUUUGUGAUUAUGAUCCUGAAUAUAGACAUUAUAUAGAUAUCAAGGAGCUCCGACCUCAUCGUUUGGCUGAAAUCAAGUGCUUCUUUGAAGAUUGUAUCCUCAAAAUUUAG
Messenger RNA from Dendrobium catenatum, 621 nucleotides. Its product is annotated as soluble inorganic pyrophosphatase PPA1-like. The transcript has 5 exons. Gene Ontology annotation, biological process: phosphate-containing compound metabolic process. The record is from RefSeq and is a predicted model, not a curated record. The coding region runs from base 1 to 621 and encodes 206 amino acids. Gene Ontology annotation, molecular function: magnesium ion binding; inorganic diphosphate phosphatase activity. Gene Ontology annotation, cellular component: cytoplasm. Lineage: Eukaryota; Viridiplantae; Streptophyta; Magnoliopsida; Asparagales; Orchidaceae.